This is a messenger RNA of Nestor notabilis (Kea), 1078 nucleotides long. It is a transcript of the gene ANXA2, whose product is annotated as annexin A2. The record is from RefSeq and is a predicted model, not a curated record. Gene Ontology annotation, cellular component: cytoplasm. NCBI's taxonomy places the organism in Eukaryota, Metazoa, Chordata, Aves, Psittaciformes, Psittacidae. Gene Ontology annotation, molecular function: calcium-dependent phospholipid binding; phospholipase inhibitor activity; cytoskeletal protein binding. The transcript has 12 exons. Bases 11 to 1030 code for a protein of 339 amino acids.
UUGUUUCAAGAUGUCUACUGUCCAUGAAAUUUUAAGCAAGCUCAGCCUUGAAGGAGAUCAUUCUCUCCCACCAAGUGCCUAUGCCACAGUUAAGGCCUACUCAAAUUUUGAUGCUGACCGGGAUGCUGCAGCCUUGGAAACAGCCAUCAAGACCAAAGGUGUGGAUGAGGUCACCAUCAUCAACAUCCUGACAAACCGCAGCAAUGAGCAGAGGCAGGAUAUUGCUUUUGCCUAUCAGAGGAGAACCAAAAAGGAGCUGUCUGCAGCGCUCAAGUCUGCUCUGUCAGGUCAUCUGGAGGCAGUGAUCUUGGGCUUGCUGAAGACACCAGCUCAGUAUGAUGCCUCUGAAUUGAAAGCUUCCAUGAAGGGCCUGGGAACUGAUGAAGACACACUCAUUGAAAUCAUCUGCUCAAGAACAAAUCAGGAGCUUAGUGAAAUUAUCAGAGUCUACAGGGAAAUGUACAAGACAGAACUGGAAAAGGACAUUAUAUCAGACACAUCUGGUGACUUCCGCAAGCUAAUGGUUGCCCUGGCCAAGGGCAAAAGGUGUGAAGAUAACUCUGUCAUUGAUUAUGAACUGAUUGACCAGGAUGCUAGGGAGCUCUAUGAUGCUGGUGUGAAAAGAAAGGGAACUGAUGUCCCCAAGUGGAUCAACAUUAUGACUGAAAGAAGUGUCCCCCACCUGCAGAAAGUGUUUGAGAGGUACAAGAGCUACAGCCCAUAUGAUAUGUUGGAGAGCAUCAAGAAGGAGGUUAAGGGAGACUUGGAGAAUGCCUUCCUUAAUCUUGUGCAGUGCAUUCAGAACAAGCAGCUGUACUUUGCGGACAGACUGUAUGAUUCCAUGAAGGGCAAGGGAACCCGUGACAAGGUUCUGAUCAGGAUUAUGGUCUCCCGCUGCGAGGUUGACAUGCUGAAAAUUAAGAGUGAAUUCAAGAGGAAAUAUGGAAAAUCUCUCUAUUAUUUCAUCCAGCAAGACACAAAAGGGGAUUACCAGAGGGCACUGCUGAACCUGUGUGGUGGAGAGGACUGAAAACUGUGAUGGAAGAAGCCUAAUUCCAGAGACAUGCCUUUUUUUGGU